CAGCUCGAAGUGAAUCGAGCUCGCGCGACCGAACAUGGAGUCGUCGGGCGACACGGCGCCGCUGCACUCCUCACCGACCCCGACGUCGCCGCCGGCAAUGGCGACGGGGACGGCGGUGGUGAUGAGCCCGUGCGCGGCGUGCAAGAUCCUCCGCCGCCGGUGCGUGGACCGGUGCGUGCUGGCGCCCUACUUCCCGCCCACGGACCCCCACAAGUUCGCCACCGCGCACCGCGUCUUCGGCGCCAGCAACAUCAUCAAGCUCCUGCAGGACCUGCCCGAGGAGCAGCGCGCGGACGCGGUGAGCAGCAUGGUGUACGAGGCGGCGGCGCGCGCGCGGGACCCCGUCUACGGCAGCGCCGGCGCCAUCUGCCAGCUCCAGAGGCAGGUCGACGGCCUCAAGGCGCAGCUCGCGCGAGCGCAGGCCGAGCUCGCCGCCGCCCGCGCCCACCACGCCCAUCUCGUCGCGCUGCUCUGCGUCGAGGUGGCCACCGCCGCCGCCACGCCUCCGCAGGACGCCUACUGCUCCGGCGGAGGAGGAUCGCAGUCCCAGCUCGCCGCACCGCCUGGCGUAGGCUCCGCGCCCGCGGACGCGCUCUACGUCGUCGACGGCAGCGCGGCAGGCGGCGGCGGCAUCAUGCAGGCCGGGCACGUCGGCUGGGCCGACGAGCCGCUCUGGACAUGAGCGCGCUCAAGCUGGCGCGCACUCGUCAUUCAACUGGCCAACCGCUACCACUACGUACGCAUGAUUCGUGGGUGUAAUUACUAGUAGUGCUAAAUUUUACUUAACGGAGUUGAUUGGUAACUGGGUUAACCAAAAGGUUGACCUGCUUGAUGAAUUUGUUGGAGUUUCAGGAUGGAGGAAGAUCGAGUUUGUUUUGUUUUGUUGCAAAAAUAAUAAUAGUUCAUAGAA
Molecule: messenger RNA, 910 nt
Organism: Hordeum vulgare subsp. vulgare (domesticated barley)
Lineage: Eukaryota; Viridiplantae; Streptophyta; Magnoliopsida; Poales; Poaceae
Product: LOB domain-containing protein 1-like
Exons: 1
Coding region: 35-682 (215 amino acids)
Source: RefSeq, a predicted model, not a curated record